Messenger RNA from Aspergillus calidoustus, 1421 nucleotides. NCBI's taxonomy places the organism in Eukaryota, Fungi, Ascomycota, Eurotiomycetes, Eurotiales, Aspergillaceae. The record is from the annotation of a GenBank genome assembly.
CAAAUGCGGGUUAGCGGUAUCAGUCGAUGGUGGCAAAUCCCCAGCCCGGCCAUGCCGGCGUCCCCACGCAGGGGGUGCCACGGGGGGGUGCUGGUGGGAUAUCAAUCCAAUCUGAUUAAUCGCGCACUGCGUGCUGGAGUACCGCAUGGAGAAGCGCUGUCAGAUCCGCAAGAAUCCGGGGCUGCAUGACGAACCACUGAGAUCGCUGUCUCGCGGACAUCCUCUCGCUCUCCGCGAAGUGAAAACAAGUUGCCGUGCAAUCAACCGAAACUCUGGGGCUCUUCGACGAGUUCAUGGGCAUUUCCUAUGCUCAUCAUAAUCUCCACUUUAUCCAUGCGUUGAAAAUCGCUGAAGAUUCUGAUGAAUCUCUACGGAUCAUACCAAAGACUAAAGAUCUCUUUCUGACUCGAGGGAAGUAAAAAAAUUCAGGUUGAAUCAGCAUGCAGCGGGCUAUUACAGUACUUGGGCAAUGUAUAUAAAGGUCUUUUGUCAAAGGUAGAUGGUGUAAAGUUUAUUACAGCGACAGUCCCAUCUCCCCAGCUCAUCUCAUUCUUUGAUUGAAAACUCUUGUACCAUUAAACUCGUGUGAUCGAAAAUGCUCCUCUCAUUUGUCUCUCUCCUCCUUCCCCAGGCUCUGCCGGAGGAUUUCCGCCCAACCUAUCACUUUGUCCCAGAACAAAACUGGAUGAAUGAGCCGAAUGGCUUGAUCAAAAUCGGCUCGGCCUGGCACCUGUUCUACCAGCAUAAUCUAACAGCCAAUGUCCGGGGCGAUCUGGGCUGGAGCCACGCCACCAGCAGUGACCUUAUCCACUGGACCCGGACGGCCAGCGGGGACUCCUCGUACGAUGUAUGAUCCUGCUGCCAGUGGAGUCCAUAAUGCCCCUCUUGGGCCUGACGCUUCCGGAGUGGUGCGCAUCCGCAUUCUUUUGGACCUCAUUUUCCCAACUGAAACGUCCGAUGGUGUAUCGUUAACAACUUCACCAGUCGACUAAAAAGGUUGGAAAGACUUGUGUUUGCAAGCUGGAUGCGUGUAAUGUAUGUGGAGCGGAUCAGGACCGUUUGUCUGGAUUCAACGGUUUGACGUCACAGUAUGGAGGAUACAUUGGAUGUGGAAAAUAGUAGCGAGUGCGCGCGCGUGGACUCGAACGUGGGACCUUUUGGUAGGUGGCGAAUACCAGAUAUGGCGGAGAAGUUAUAGGUAACUAGUAGUUACCUGCCGGGCUAACUGCGGGCUGCAUAGAAUUGGAGGCAUGGAGAGAAAAAUUGAAGGUCUUGUCAUUCUAAAUGUGUAGCAAGAAAGUACGAUAUCUAAGUACAGGAGAAAAAUUGAACGAGGCUAAGUCUAAAGAGGAAGAAGGGGCUAGCUGACUUUUACAGUGGCAAAUGGCUCCAAUCGCUGAACCUUCCCCAUUGAGCGGGCG